This is a messenger RNA of Ostrinia nubilalis (European corn borer), 1259 nucleotides long. RefSeq names its product malectin-A. The record is from RefSeq and is a predicted model, not a curated record. Gene Ontology annotation, molecular function: carbohydrate binding. The coding region runs from base 209 to 1003 and encodes 264 amino acids. The transcript has a single exon. NCBI's taxonomy places the organism in Eukaryota, Metazoa, Arthropoda, Insecta, Lepidoptera, Crambidae. Gene Ontology annotation, cellular component: membrane.
GGCGUUCGAUUUUAGUUGUUGAAUGAAGUUUUGUUCAUGUUCUUGCAUGGAUAUUUAAUAUUGUCACAGCUAGCCGGCUGAAACUUAUUUUAUUUUAUAAAGUGAUUAAUAAACAAAUUUAACAUGUGUUAAAAUAAAAAUAUCUGUCACUAGUGAACUUCAAUUCAUAAAAGUAAAGAGGAGCCGGUAAACGCAUUCGUCAUCAAAAAUGAGCAUCCUAAUAAUUUAUUCACUUUUCAUUUGCUAUCUGGUAAAAAGUGCAACUGGAUUAGGUGAAAUUAUUUACGCUAUAAAUGCAGGAGGACCUGCCCAUACAGAUAUAUACGGAAUUCACUAUGAAAAAGACCCAUUGCAAGGAAGAACUGGCACCGCUUCCGACUAUGGAAAACAAUUGGUUAUGAUAGGAAGAGUCAAUCCAAAAGAUGAAAUUCUCUAUCAAACUGAGAGAUAUCAUCACAGUACUUUUGGUUACGAUAUACCGGCUAACAAGGACGGCGAUUAUGUUCUAGUUUUAAAAUUCAGUGAGGUGUACUUCAAUGCGCCCAACAUGAAAGUAUUUGAUGUAGUUCUGAAUGGCGAUCACACCAUUGUAGCUGACCUAGACAUUUUUGACAAAGUUGGCAGAGGAGUUGCUCACGAUGAGUACAUCCCAUACUCAAUAAAAAAUGGCAAACUUUACUACAAUGAAGAAGAAUCUGACAUACGAGGAGGCAAAAUCAAGGUUGAAUUUAUAAAGGGGUACAGAGACAACCCUAAAAUUAAUGCCUUAUAUGUCAUGAGAGGUACAAUAGAUGAGGUACCGAAACUACCACCGUUAGUGUGGCCAGAAAACGAUGCUGAAGAACAAAGAGAUGAGGUUGAAGAAAAAAAUACUAAAUCCCGUAAAGCUAGUGGCCCUAAGCAGCCUGAUCCAUAUUCCAUGGAUGAGAGUUCAGUUUUGAUUCCAGUUUUCAUUACCAUUGGAGCGUUCAUUCCCUUACUCUUCUGCUUGUGUAAACUUUAAUCUCUUUAGUGUGUUUUCAAUUUGUGCACUGUUUCUUAAAGAAUUUUAUUUAUUAUAAAUCAUGACACAAUUAUGACUUUACAAAUUAUUUCAUUAUUUUGUAGUAUGACCUAACACCCAAUAUUGAUGCUAGUACAAAUCUCAUGUCAUUCAUUAAUACCCGUCCUGUUUGUUAUCAAUAUCAUAGUUAUUAGGCAAGACCUAAAUAAAAUACCUUUCAGCAACACACAUUGUGUAAAUAAAAUCUUGUUUCAGA